AUGGCUGAGCAACUACAAGUCUCGCCAGUGAGCAAAUCAAUUUUGAAUGAUAAGUGGGAUGUUGUUUUUUCAAAUUUGGUUGUGAAGACUGGGUUAGGUUUCGGUGCAGGUGUUGUUGCAUCUGUGUUGCUCUUCAAGCGUCGCGCAUUUCCAGUUUGGCUGGGAGUUGGAUUUGGUUUAGGCAGAGGGUAUGCCGAAGGUGAUGCUAUAUUCCGUUCAUCAGCCGGAUUAAGAAACGUGAAGGCUUAA
Lachancea fermentati is the source of this 249-nucleotide messenger RNA. The record is from the annotation of a GenBank genome assembly. Lineage: Eukaryota; Fungi; Ascomycota; Saccharomycetes; Saccharomycetales; Saccharomycetaceae.